UUCCAUGUUGUUUUUACUAGGAGCAUUGAAUCAGCUCACGAAGAAUCUGGCGUGCGAGUGGGCAAAAGACAAUAUACGGACUAAUAGUGUUGCACCUUGGAUAACAAAGACUCCCCUUGUGGCUGAUAUUCUGGCUAACAAGGAAAUGGUGGAAGAAAUGAUUUCUUAUACUCCCGCUAGACGCUUUGCCGAGCCCAGCGAGGUUUCAUCUUUGGUGGCAUUCCUUUGCAUGCCGGUUGCUUCGUACAUCACUGGCCAAGUCAUAGCUAUCGAUGGAGGAUUCACUAUCAAUGGUUACUACCCAUCAAAAGACUAAUAUACAUCAGUCCCAUAGAUCGAUGCAAGUGAUAAUAAAUGUUUCAUGAGUAUCGUGGGAUUAACCCAUGAUACUAGA
Messenger RNA from Magnolia sinica, 394 nucleotides. RefSeq names its product tropinone reductase homolog At5g06060-like. The record is from RefSeq and is a predicted model, not a curated record. The transcript is spliced from 2 exons. Gene Ontology annotation, molecular function: oxidoreductase activity. The coding region runs from base 5 to 316 and encodes 103 amino acids. Lineage: Eukaryota; Viridiplantae; Streptophyta; Magnoliopsida; Magnoliales; Magnoliaceae.